GCUGCAAUGGGCGGGGUUCCGGCAGUUCCCGCCCCCUCUUUUUCCUCCACCCCCUGCUCAGCCUGUUGGGGCAGAAGCUGGGGCCCCCGCCGAGGUAGCAGCAAGCGUCCGCGGAAACCUGACACACCCACCUCCCUGCCCAGGCUCUGCGUGUCCCCCCAGCUGCCAGGCAAGAUGAAGCCCAAACUGAUGUACCAGGAGCUGAAGGUCCCCGCUGAGGAUCCUGCCAGUGAACUGCCUAUGAAUGAAAUCGAGGCAUGGAAGGCUGCGGAGAAGAAAGCCCGCUGGGUCCUUCUGGUCCUCAUCCUGGCCGUGGUGGGCUUUGGCGCCCUGAUGACUCAGCUGUUCCUAUGGGAAUACGGAGACCUGCAUCUCUUUGGGCCCAACCAGCGGCCAGCCCCUUGCUAUGACCCCUGCGAAGCAGUGUUGGUCGAGAGCAUUCCUGAGGGUCUGGAGUUUCCCAAUGCCACCGUGAGCAACCCUUCCACUAACCAGGCCUGGCUGGGCCUGCUCGCUGGCGCUCACAGCAGCCUGGACAUUGCGUCCUUCUACUGGACCCUUACCAACAAUGACACCCGCACACAGGAGCCCUCUGCCCAGCAGGGAGAGGAAGUCCUCCGGCAGCUCCAGGCCCUGGCUCCCCGAGGUGUGAAGGUUCGAAUCGCUGUGAGCAAGCCCAACGGACCCCAGCCCCAGGCUGACCUGCAGACUCUGCUGCAGAGCGGUGCCCAGGUCCGCAUGGUGGACAUGCAGAAGCUGACCCAUGGUGUCCUGCACACCAAGUUCUGGGUGGUGGACCAGACCCACUUCUACCUGGGCAGUGCCAACAUGGACUGGCGCUCCCUGACCCAGGUCAAGGAGCUGGGUGUGGUCAUGUACAACUGCAGCUGCCUGGCUCGAGACUUGACCAAGAUCUUUGAGGCCUACUGGUUCCUGGGCCAGGCAGGCAGCUCCAUUCCGUCCACCUGGCCCCGGCCCUAUGACACCCGCUACAAUCAAGAGACGCCCAUGGAGAUCUGCCUCAAUGGCACCCCAGCCCUGGCCUACCUUGCGAGUGCACCCCCACCGCUGUGUCCAAGUGGCCGCACCCCAGACCUGAAGGCUCUGCUCAACGUGGUGGACAGUGCUCGGAGCUUUGUUUACAUUGCCGUCAUGAACUACCUGCCGACUAUGGAGUUCUCCCACCCACGCAGGUUCUGGCCGGCCAUUGAUGAUGGGCUGCGACGGGCUGCCUACGAGAGGGGUGUCAAGGUGCGCCUGCUCAUCAGCUGCUGGGGACACUCUGAGCCAUCCAUGCGGUCCUUCUUGCUCUCCCUGGCUGCCCUGCGUGACAACCACACCCAUUCUGACAUCCAAGUGAAACUCUUCGUGGUCCCUGCCGAUGAAGCCCAGGCACGCAUCCCCUACGCCCGCGUCAACCACAACAAGUACAUGGUGACUGAACGUGCCACCUACAUCGGAACCUCCAACUGGUCUGGAAGUUAUUUCACCGAGACUGCGGGGACCUCCCUGCUGGUGACGCAGAAUGGGAACGGUGGCCUGCGCAGCCAGCUGGAGGCCGUUUUCCUGAGGGAUUGGGGCUCCCCUUACAGCCAUGACCUGGACGCCUCUGCUGACAGCAUGGGCAAUGCCUGUCACCUGCUCUGAGGCCUGGCCUUGGGGACAAGCUGAAGCCUGUGAGCCCUCUCAGGGACCUGGAUGUGCUGGGUCCCUGUCCCCUCCCCCCCCAUGCUCUCGCUUCUGUCUGCCCCCUUGUGGAUCCACAGGCUCCCCCCCGGACCCCACACUCCUGCUGCUACCUCCAUCCCCACCGGCCUGAUGCUAUGGCCCCCAGACCUAGCAUCUGGGAGGGAUCAGGCCCAAAGAAGUGGGGGAGCAUGCUGGGCUCAAACCUCUGGUCCAACCCCACCCCUCCUUUCUAGGGCAAAAAGGGCCCAUGAUUAUAAUAAGUAAAUAAUUGUCUGUACAGCCUA
Jaculus jaculus (lesser Egyptian jerboa) is the source of this 1973-nucleotide messenger RNA. RefSeq names its product phospholipase D family member 3 (gene Pld3). NCBI's taxonomy places the organism in Eukaryota, Metazoa, Chordata, Mammalia, Rodentia, Dipodidae. The record is from RefSeq and is a predicted model, not a curated record. The coding region runs from base 7 to 1647 and encodes 546 amino acids. The transcript has 12 exons. Gene Ontology annotation, molecular function: catalytic activity.